Ricinus communis (castor bean) is the source of this 2454-nucleotide messenger RNA. RefSeq lists its product as uncharacterized. The record is from RefSeq and is a predicted model, not a curated record. The transcript has 2 exons. NCBI's taxonomy places the organism in Eukaryota, Viridiplantae, Streptophyta, Magnoliopsida, Malpighiales, Euphorbiaceae. The coding region runs from base 576 to 1346 and encodes 256 amino acids.
UCCAUAUUUGGUACGGCCAUGUUUAACUUUAAUAUGGUAGAAUAUAUUUAUAUAAUAUUAAUUAUUAAUUUAAAAUUAAUGGUUAAAAUUUGUAAUUCAAUAAAAAAUUAUUUAUUUUUAAAAUUUUAAAUUUAAAUUUUUAAUAAAAUCGCAACUGUUCAAUUUCAUAUUAAAUAUGUAAAUUAGAAACGUGAUAGAAUUUUAAUCCAAAUAAGUAAAAAGAAAAUAAAAAUAAAGUUUAUAAGAAACAAAAUCGCUACAGAAAAUCACCUGUUGUACAGAAUCAUGCUAAAAGAAACCAAGAUUCCUGUGACCAUAAUUUGUACAUACUUUACUCUGCUUUUAUUUAGCCUACUCUGUACUGUUAAAAGAAAAUUACCACAGUAGAAAGAGGUAAAUUUUUGAAAUCGUUUUUUAUCCAGUACGGUCCCCGACGUCAUUACAAGUAAUCGUCGCUACUGCUGCCUUCAGGCCUCCAAAAGAAACUAACUGCAAACCGUCACCCUGCAUAAUAAAACUCGAAAAUUAUUCCCCUUUUAUGCCCCAUUCUGCUUUAAAAAAUUGUGGAAGGAAUCAUGACUCGCAAGGCCAAAAACUCACGUAAAUCUCUUCAAUUCUCCUCCAGGCAUGACUACAGUGAAAGCACUUCUCCAUCUCAAUCUCCCUAUGAUUCAAAUGAUGAUGAUGAUGAAAUUGAAGAUGAUGAUGAAGAACAGCCCAUAAUAUCAGAGUCCGUUACCAAUAGUCUCAAUGCUGACCAAUUAUCCUCAAGUUCUUACAGUAACUCUCAAACCAAUAAUUCUUACAUAAAUGUUGCACCAUUACCAGUCUUUCAUGGCAAUUCUAAUGAAUGUCCUAUAGCACAUUUAAGCAGGUUUGUCAAAGUUUGCAGAGCGAAUAAUGCUUCUUCUACUGAUAUGAUGAUGAGAAUCUUUCCUGUCACUCUUGAAAAUGAGGCUGCACUUUGUUUUGAGCAGGUUAAAAGCAUUAGAGGCACGAAGCAAAAGGUUGUGAAGUGUGGGUUUUGUGAGGGGUCCCAUGAGGAAAAUUGUUGUGUUGUUCGAGAGAAAAUGAGAGAGUUGUUCAGAAACAGUAAGAAGAAGAUGAUGAUUCCUAAGGAGGCAAGUGAGAGAAGCGAAGCCGGAAACGAAAUGGCAGAGAAUAAGGAUGGUAAAGAAGGAGAAGAAGAAGAAGAAGUAGAUGUUGGUGAUGAUAAAGAAGAGAAACGGAUGCUUAGUUCGAGCAAGACGGGGAAAAGCCCAUGCCAGUGUUCGAAACAUCAUUGCUGGAUGAAGAAAUUUGAGAGGAGUAACAGCGUGACAACAAGAAAUUCUGCUGCAGAAUGAUUUGUUUAUGUUUUUCGCUUUUUUUUUCCGAAUGUGUUUUUGUCUGCCCAAAUUUGGAAUUGUUCUGUAUCUCUGUAUGUUGUAAGUGGCAACUGAUAAAUUGGAAGGUGUUGAUAGAUAGCUCUAAUCCUUUGUUUUGCACUCUUGAUUCACAAUGAAAGCAAAUUAUCAACUAAAUUGAGCAGAAAGACAGGGGAGACAGAUAUAAAAUAGAUUCUCGGUUAAAACUUCUGUCCACACAAUUAAACUUUUGUACAUCAGAGCUGUUGAAUGAGAAGCUUCCAAGUGUAACUUGUUCAUCCAACAGCUAUGACAAUAUGUGCACUUCUCACCAGUUUCAUUGUCCUACAAGAAAUUAACUUCUCUCUCCUCAAAAGCCUUUUGGAAAAAUUGUUUAGCUACAGCUACUGCAACUUAUAAAUAUGAUGCCCUCCAUAUUGCCAUUUAUGGUUGAAAAUGUAACUUGGGAAUGGAUAAACAGAAAAUGGAGGUUGAAAAACAAAGGAGGGUCAACAACUAGUCGUUGUAGUAUAGUGGUGAGUAUUCCCGCCUGUCACGCGGGUGACCCGGGUUCGAUCCCCGGCAACGGCGUAAAUCUUUUUCAGCGUUCAACUUUCUAGUUUCAAGUUUAAUUUAAGAAAAAUUACAAAAACGAAAUCUUAUUUUUUUAUUUUUUUACCAUAUUAUAUUUUUGAAAAAAAAAUAUAUAUUUUUUUUUAAGAAUUACACAGUAAAAAGGAUUUUUUUUUUUUUUUUACUUUAAGAUAUUUCUAAGAAAUCUUUUCAAUUUACAUGGCAAUUUCAGUUUCUCUCUUCGUUCACGGAAAAACUGUUGUUUAAAAAAAUCAAAUUUCUCAUGCAAACAAUUAUUCCAACAACAGCAUUCAAUCUCCAGUUAAAAUUAGGAGGGCAUGAUGAUAACGUAAUUCAAUGGAAGAAAAGAUAGAGAGAAAAGAAUCUGAUAUUCUUAAUCAAACAACAAAUUCAAACCUUUAAGUACGGGAUCUUAAUGAAGAAGAAUAAGAUCCGGACACAAGAAGAAUAAUUCACACAAAGAGAGUAUUUUUAGAAGAAUGUAAUUCUAUUGAUAAUUUCAUUUCAGCUCCCU